CUCAAAACAUUCAGCUAAAGCAGCCCUGCAGUCACGGCGGGAUGCUUUUCCCCUCCUCUUUCUGCUGUUGUUGUGACUCUCAGACACGUUUGUUCUGUCCAAUCUAACCAUGUUUCUCACGCUAAGACGGCCGCGGGGCCUAUAAGAAGCCCCCAGGAGCCAGGUCGCUUGUGCAGACGGGUCCAGCAGAAGCAGCAUGGCUCCGAAGUCGGCUCUGAUCAUUUAUGCCCACCAGAGUCUGAGUUCAUUCAACGCGGCGGCUCGAGAUGUGGCGGUGCAGGAACUGAAGCUGCAGGGAUACCAGGUCGUUGUGUCUGACCUGUACGCCAUGAACUUCAAAGCCAACGCCACGCGGGAUGACAUCAUCGGUGACCUGAAGAACUCAGAGCUCUUCCAGUAUGGAGAGGAGACCAUGCACGCCUGGAUGGAGGGCCGUCUCAGCAAAGACAUCGUAGCCGAGCAGCACAAAGUAAAGGAGGCCGAGCUCAUUAUCUUCCAGUUUCCUUUGUACUGGUUCAGUGUUCCUGCCAUCAUGAAGGGCUGGAUAGACAGAGUGCUGUCACAAGGCUUUGCUUUCACCCUGGAAAAGAUGUACGAUAACGGGAUUUUCAAGGAUAAAAAAGCAAUGCUGUCCUUCACGACUGGAGCAACUCAGACAAUGUUUCAGCCUGAUGGCAUCAAUGGGGACAUCAACGUCACCUUGUGGCCUCUGCAGAAUGGGAUUCUGCACUUCUGUGGAUUUCAGGUUCUGGCUCCUCAGAUUUUCUGGAGUCCAGCUCACUGCCCCCCCACGGCACGAGCCGCGAUGCUCGAGGGCUGGCAGGCCCGACUCAAACGACUGCUUGCAGAAAAGCCUUUGACCUUUGCCCCCUGGGAGCUCUUUGACCUCAGCUUUGAGGGAGGGUUCUUGCUCCGGCCUGAGGUGAAGGAGGAGCGAGCGACGCAGCCUCAUGGUGUCACCACAGGACACCACCUGGGGAAGCCGCUGCCGCCCGACAACCAGACCAGAGCUCGGACCACAGAGGAAGAAGAUCCCGGCUGCACGAAGUAGGAGAGUCCUUCCAUCCAAACAGCAUCAUUCUUGUGCGAUCUUAGACAUGCUUUGUUUACUGAUGUUUAAAUUAAAACUUUAUUUUAAA
Molecule: messenger RNA, 1139 nt
Organism: Archocentrus centrarchus (flier cichlid)
Lineage: Eukaryota; Metazoa; Chordata; Actinopteri; Cichliformes; Cichlidae
Gene: nqo1
Product: NAD(P)H dehydrogenase, quinone 1
Exons: 6
Coding region: 197-1051 (284 amino acids)
Cellular component (GO): cytosol
Molecular function (GO): NAD(P)H dehydrogenase (quinone) activity
Source: RefSeq, a predicted model, not a curated record